Molecule: messenger RNA, 2584 nt
Organism: Helianthus annuus (common sunflower)
Lineage: Eukaryota; Viridiplantae; Streptophyta; Magnoliopsida; Asterales; Asteraceae
Product: protein tesmin/TSO1-like CXC 2
Exons: 10
Coding region: 184-2391 (735 amino acids)
Molecular function (GO): DNA-binding transcription factor activity
Source: RefSeq, a predicted model, not a curated record
AGGCGUGGGCCUGGUGGGACUGUGUGGUGUGGGGUUUCUUUCAUCACCAUCAAGUAAAAAUAAAAACUUGCUUCCCGCCCUUCCCGCUUCUUCUAUCUUCUUGAAUCUCACUCUUCUCAUCUCAUCUCAUCUCAUCUUUCACCACAAACCCCACAAGCAGCCGACACUUAAUUGGGGUUAAACAUGACCGAUGACAAAGAUCAAGAUAAAGAAAAGGCUAUUGUUAUGGAUACUCCAGAGAGAACCCAGAUCGCUAACCCACUUUCUAAGUUUGAGGACUCCCCAGUUUUCAAUUAUAUCAACAGUCUUUCGCCUAUCAAGCCGGUUAAAUCGGUUCACUUUACACAAACAUUCAGCAACAUAAGUUUUGCAUCGCUUCCAUCCGUUUUCACUUCGCCUCAUGUCAGUUCCCUCAAAGAUUCCAAAUUCCUUAGAAGGCACCAGUUUGCUGAUCCAUCAAAACCUGAACUUACUUCCGAGGACUCAAAGAAAGCUGGAACCGGUGAAGCGAAUUUAAUCGCUGCUCAAAACACAUUAAAGCAGCAAACAGAUAUUAAUUCUAGUAAUCCCAUUACCGAACUAUCUGUUGUGCCAUUAACCCAAUGCUCAAAUCUCGAAUCAAGAAAACUGAACUAUGAAGAUGUUAGCCCCGUCACGAUGAACACAUUAAAGUUAAUGGGUCCGUCAGCAUCAUCCGUUCCAUUCAUCAACGGGCCCACAAGUGGUUCAUUGAGACUCGAAACAGAAAUUGGUAAAGAAGUAUCCGCAUGUGAUUGGGAUAGUUUGAUAUCUGAUGCUUCAGAGUUGCUUAAUUUUGACUCACCGAGUGACACCGUGGCCUAUAAGGACCCUGGUCAAAGCGCGCUAGAUCCUCCAAGUUUCAAUACUUCACUUAUGAACGCGAAACCUCAAGCUAAUGGCGAUAAUGAUAAUUCUUUAGAAAAUAAUGACGGUUUGAAGGGUGCGGCUGAAAAUCAUUUAACGAUCGCUAGUACUUCUUUGAACAAUUUUGACGUUGGAGAGCCAGUGGAGGAUACAGACAAUGAGGGCGGUUCAAAUUUAUACCGUGGCAUGAGAAGACGUUGUUUAGUUUUUGAGAUGGCGGGGUCUCGAAGAAAGCACUUCGAAGACGUCUCAAAUGGCACUUCUGUAAAUUUAUCAGAAUCCAAUCAAACUGUUGUUCCCAUUGAGAAUAAAUUACUCCCAUUGAGGACCGGAAACGAUUCCUCUAAAUGUAAAUUACCCGGAAUCGGUUUGCAUUUGAAUGCUAUUGCUUCAAAUUUAGUGGAGCACAAAGCUGUUAAGCAUGAAAGCUCUGGCUCUGGUAGACAACUUAUUAUUUCACCUUCAUCGGCUGCUUAUUCUUCCGUGGGCUCCGGUCAAGAAUUGAUGACAAAACCGUCUGAUGUACCCUCGUUCGAGAAUGACGUACGGCCCGCUCAAAACGUUGGAGAAGAUGCUUCUAAAGCACUUGGUUUUGUAGGCAAUGAUGAGUUAAGUCAAAGUCAAACUAGCCCGAGAAAGAAGAGGCGUAGAGUGGAAAGUGCUGGAGAUACGGAGGCGGCUUGCAAGCGUUGUAACUGUAAGAAAUCCAAGUGCUUGAAGCUUUACUGUGAAUGCUUCGCUGCUGGGGUGUACUGUGUGGAGCCAUGUGCAUGUCACGAAUGUUUCAACAAACCGAUACAUGAAGAUACGGUGCUUGCAACUCGCAAGCAGAUUGAAUCUCGCAACCCUCUUGCAUUUGCUCCCAAAGUUAUUAAAACAUCUGAUUCUAUGCAAGAGGAUGAAUCUAGCAACACUCCAGCUUCUGCUCGGCAUAAACGAGGAUGCAAUUGCAAAAAAUCUGGCUGCCUCAAGAAAUACUGUGAAUGCUAUCAGGGUGGCGUUGGAUGUUCUAUCAACUGCAGAUGCGAAGGAUGUAAGAAUACAUUUGGUCGCAAGGAUGGUGGUUCGGAAAUGGAUCCAGAGGCCAAUGAGUGUGAAGGAAAUGCGAGUGAUGGAAGCUUACAAAUGGCAUUGUAUAAUGAAUCCGAGCCAGUUUCUGCUACUCCCGCAACUCCUUCACGUUUUGGCAGGUCUAUCUCGUUGCCAAACUCAAAGGGCAAACCACCGCGAUCAUUUCUAGCCAUUGGAUCCUCCAGUGCAAGAUUUGGAAAGUUGAAUCAUUUUAAAGGUGGUCUGAAUAAGCAACUACAAACGGUGGGGGAAAACGAGAUACCUGACAUUCUUGAAGACAACAGCGGGUCUCCAAUCAGUGGUGUAAAAUCUUGUUCACCAAACAGUAAGAGGGUCUCGCCGCCACACUCGGGCAUGGGUCAACGAAGCAGCAGGAAGUUGAUUUUGCAAUCAAUUCCUUCGUUUCCAUGUCUCACUCCCAACCCGAAACAAUGAUGCGUGCAAAUCAACAAGCAAUAUAUGCUUUUUUUCCCCAAUGUGUAUGGAUGGACGGAUCGUUAGUUAUGUUCCUUUAGUUACUGUGUAGCCUUUUCUUUAUUCUUUUUUGAUGUUUUAGUUGUAUGGUUACUUACUCAGCUUAUAAAACUCUGCUUGUAAAAUAAUAAUAUCAUGUUCUUAGUUUGUUUUA